Molecule: messenger RNA, 264 nt
Organism: Zygosaccharomyces rouxii
Lineage: Eukaryota; Fungi; Ascomycota; Saccharomycetes; Saccharomycetales; Saccharomycetaceae
Gene: TIM9
Product: protein transporter TIM9
Exons: 1
Coding region: 1-264 (87 amino acids)
Source: RefSeq, a predicted model, not a curated record
AUGGAUUCCUUAAACCCUAGAGAACAACAAGAAUUUACUAGGCUCAUUGAGCAAAAACAAAUGAAAGACUUUAUGCGUCUUUACUCCAAUUUGGUGGAAAGAUGCUUUAGUGACUGUGUUAACGAUUUUACCUCCAACAAAUUGACUAGUAGGGAACAGACUUGUAUCACUAGAUGCUCUGAAAAAUUCUUAAAACACAGUGAACGUGUUGGGUUACGUUUCCAAGAACAGAAUGCUGCAAUGGGUCAAGGUCUUGGUCGCUAA